AUGACAGAAAUGCAAGACCAACCGACCUUUACUCAAAGCCUUAAAUAUACUAGUCUUCAACUCGAGGCCAUUCCUCUGUCCACAACCUCCUGUACAAUCUUGUGUGUCGUAUCACGCGUUGCCUCCCGACCUGUAGUGCCAAGUGAAAUGCGACGAGACGUUUUUGGCGCGUUGCACAAUCUUUCUCAUCCUGGCAUCCUCAGCACCCAGCGCCUGGUCAAUGAGCGUUUCGUCUGGCUAAGCAUGAACACUGACAUCCGCCAGUGGACCCGUUCAUGCCUGGCCUGCCAGAAGGCCAAGGUCGGACGACACAACAAAGCACCAAUUGGCACUUUUCUUGCACCUGACGCACGUUUUUCACACGUUCAUACUGAUCUGGUAGGUUCUUUGCCAAAAUCCUGUGGUUGCAACUAUUUACUUACUGCGAUUGGCCAAUUUAUUCGUGCAACUCCAACACCUAAUAUAACUGCAGAUUCGGUUGCUCACGCCUUCUUGGAACACUGGAUCUCCCAUUAUGGCGUCCCCUCAACUAUUACCACCGAUCUAGGCCAACAAUUUGAGUCUAAACCUUUUAACAGCCUAACCGACCUACUCGGGUGUCCUCGCAUACGCACGACAGCAUACCACCCCUCGUCAAAUGGUUUAGUCGAGCGUUUCCAUCGUCAACUCAAAGCCUCGAUCCGAGCUCAUGACAAUCCUUCCCAUUGGAGCGAGCAUCUGCCUUUGGUCAUGCUUAGCAUUCGUACUGCUCUCAAGCCCGACUUGGAGUGCUCCUCUGCCGAACUUGUUUACGGCACUACGCUACGGGUUAACGGCUAUUUUUUCGGGCACUCUCAAAGCUCAGCCAACUUGGAUCCCACGGAUUAUGUGAAAAGAGUGCGCCAAGCCAUGUCUCAUCUCCAUGCAAUUGCUCCACGUACUUCAGCACGUACACCGACCCUAACUUACUAA
Molecule: messenger RNA, 951 nt
Organism: Dibothriocephalus latus
Lineage: Eukaryota; Metazoa; Platyhelminthes; Cestoda; Diphyllobothriidea; Diphyllobothriidae
Source: the annotation of a GenBank genome assembly